Messenger RNA from Zingiber officinale, 1474 nucleotides. RefSeq lists its product as uncharacterized. The record is from RefSeq and is a predicted model, not a curated record. The transcript is spliced from 8 exons. NCBI's taxonomy places the organism in Eukaryota, Viridiplantae, Streptophyta, Magnoliopsida, Zingiberales, Zingiberaceae. The coding region runs from base 1 to 1110 and encodes 369 amino acids.
AUGUUAACUUCACAACCCGUGGCAGACGUUGUAAUUGCUACUGCAGACUUCGAGAAAGACUUAACAAGCUGGAAUAUCUGUCCUGUCAAAGGAGGUGUUGAUGCAAAGGAGUUAUUCCACUUGUAUAUUAUCUUAUGGAUUCAGGAUAAGCGCCUUGCAUUACUUGAGUCCUGCAAAUUAGAUAAGGUAAAAUGGUCCGGUGUUCGGACGCAGCAUAUGACCACUCCUUUUGUGGAUGACAUGUAUGAUCGAUUGAAAGACACACUGAUUGAGUAUGAUGUUAUUAUUUGUCGCUGGCCAGAGUAUACUUUUGUUCUUGAAAAUGCUAUUGCAGAUAUUGAGAAGGCAGUAAUUGAAGCUUUGGAAAAGCAGUAUGCAGAUGUUUUGGCUCCAUUGAAGGAGAGUUUGACCCCAAUGAAAUUUGGCCUGAAAUAUGUUCAGAAAUUUGCUAAAAGAAAUUCAGGCCUCCCAUAUUCUGUCCCUGAUGAUUUAGGAAUUCUGUUAAAUACCAUGAAAAGAUUACUUGAAGUCUUGCGACCCAAGAUAGAACUGCAGUUGAAAUCUUGGGGUUCUUGUAUACCUGAUGGUGGGAAUGCAGCUCCUGGUGAACGGCUUAGUGAAGUAACUGUGACGUUGAGAGCCAAGUUUAGAAAUUAUCAACAGGCAGUAGUUGAAAAACUUGUGGAGAAUACUCGGGCACAAAGCACCACAAAACUCAAGAAGAUCAUUCAAGAUUCAAAAGAUUCUGCAAUGGAAUCCGAUAUCCGUAGUAGAAUGCAACCCUUGAGGGACCUUCUGAUUCAGACUAUUAAUGAGCUCCAUAAAGUAUUUGAGGUGCACGUUUUUGUAGCAGUGUGCCGAGGCUUUUGGAAUAGGAUGGGCCAGGACGUUCUCAAAUUCCUGGAGAACCGAAGGGAAAAUAGGGCAUUAUAUAAAGGUGCACGAGUAACAAUUGCAGUUCUGGAUGAUACGUUUGCAUCACAGAUGCAACAAUUACUGGGCAAUGUUCUCCAAGAGAAGGAAUUGGAGCCUCCCAGAUCCAUUAUGGAGGUGCGUUCCGUGCUCUGCAAGGAUGCACCAGUUCAGAAGGAUUCAAGCUUUUACUAUUAGGCUGUAUAUAUCCGGCAACUAUAGCGAGCAAGUUGUAACUUUUCCGAGUAUUCUCAAGCAAAUGUCAGCAGAAAAGCACCGAGUUUUGAAUAACUUAAAGCCUUACAGUUAGAAUGUUUAUACAUACAUAGCACAAACACAUCAAGAAAGCUCCAAGGAGGCUAUGAUCUACUUCGAAUUCUGUAUCAGGUUUCGUAGGGAGAAAAGAAACGAAGAGAUUCUAGUAGAUUGUAUCAAUAGGCGGCUAAGUCGCCAUGAUUGUUUUCUAGUUCUCUAACGGUCCUACAAUCCGCUCGAGUAUUCCAUCUUAUUCAUUCGUAAUUAUAGUGCAUAUCGUGGAUCAUCCUUUUAUUCGUCUAGCAAA